AUGGGCUCUAUGUCGAAUACCGGGGCGACGCUUCCCGACGCUGUGGUUCCGAAGCGUGAGUCUAGUAUCGAAAGAUAUUCGUCGUCUCCGGCCUCGACCCCAGGGCAGACUGAGAUCGCAGGAGCAGGCUCUGAGCAGCCAUCACUAGAGCCUGCUCCCGCUCCCAAGCGCAAAGGUGGUCGAAAACCCAUCUAUGCGACAUCAGAAGAACGGAAGCAAAGGAAUCGUCAGGCUCAAGCGGCCUUCCGUGAGAGGCGAACUGAAUACAUUAAGCAACUCGAAACAACCAUCCAGCAUCAUGAGGAGACUCUCCAAAAUCUACAGCAGAGCCAUCGUGCGGCUGCCGACGAGUGUUUGAUGCUGCGUUAUAAGAACUCCUUACUGGAACGCAUCUUGCUGGAGAAAGGCAUCGAUGUGCAAGCGGAACUUGCUCUCAAAGGGAGCCCGAAUUUGAGACCCCAUCGCGUACCGCCCGUGACAGGGCAGGCAUCGCCCAUGCAGAAGGCCAUGCUCAAUCGGCAACAGCAAGCGAGACAUCGACCAGCAAUGGCACCUCCAAUCCAGACUGUAAAUUCAUCUUCCCAGGUUGGUGGACCACGCGGGUUCGCAGGCUCACCUGCAACACAGCCUACACCGCCGUCACAGCAUUCCUCUCCUUCCACAGCAAGAUCGCCAGGUUUUGCUCUGCAAGGUGGGAUGGCUUCACCCGCGAAUACCGAUAUGGCAGCUCAGCAAGCUCAGCAGCAACAGCAACAGCAACAGCAACAGCAACAGCAACAACAGCAGCAACAGGCCCGAGCUUUGCAGCAACACAACUCAUUCCCGUCGCAGCCUAGACAUCCCUCACGGGUGACGUCUCACUCGGACAACUCGCAACCCUAUCCGCCUCGAGCUCAACCGAACCAUAUCGUGCAGGAGAACUACUAUCCCGCUGCAUUCCAGAAGCAUUAUACUCAACUCGGCAAGCUGACCCCUCUUCUUUCCCCCCUUCCCUGCUUGUGGAGCUUUGUUCGUCCUAGACUGAAUUCCGUGAGUACAGAGCAGGAAUACGAUGCCCAAGCCGACUUGAUGGAUGACAUGGAUGGCGAUGAUGCCGACAUCGACAGCUUCAUCCCGAAUUUUCGACUGCCUCCUACGUCGUCUACAGCGGGAAUGUCCAUGGGUAUGCAAGCAUCGCCACCCAUGACGACCAGCGCUGUCAGUGAUGGCGGCAGUGGUGUCAUGAUCGAUCCCUAUGAUCCGAUGCUGGAUGCGGAUCCUUUCGGUCUCACCGCCAGCAUGACGUUUCCAAAUCCAUAUACCUAUCCGCCGUCACACUCUCGACGAUGA
Molecule: messenger RNA, 1329 nt
Organism: Capronia coronata CBS 617.96
Lineage: Eukaryota; Fungi; Ascomycota; Eurotiomycetes; Chaetothyriales; Herpotrichiellaceae
Exons: 3
Coding region: 1-1329 (442 amino acids)
Cellular component (GO): RNA polymerase II transcription regulator complex
Molecular function (GO): transcription cis-regulatory region binding; DNA-binding transcription activator activity, RNA polymerase II-specific
Source: RefSeq, a predicted model, not a curated record